This is a messenger RNA of Dermacentor andersoni, 2265 nucleotides long. RefSeq names its product solute carrier family 22 member 13-like. The record is from RefSeq and is a predicted model, not a curated record. NCBI's taxonomy places the organism in Eukaryota, Metazoa, Arthropoda, Arachnida, Ixodida, Ixodidae. Gene Ontology annotation, cellular component: membrane. Gene Ontology annotation, biological process: transmembrane transport. Gene Ontology annotation, molecular function: transmembrane transporter activity.
AGAGCCUCCUCUUUAGGAUGGACCUCCUUUUCCCGCACCGCCUCUCUAGCUGCGAUCUCCGGACAAGCGAGUCCUUCGACUGCCAGGAAGGCUUCGGCUACGGUGCCUUCCAAAAGCGCUUGUUCAUUCUUCUUCUUCUGGCUGGCUUGUCGCUGAGCUGCCAAACCACCGUGCUGCCCAUCAUCUUAGGUGACGUGGACCACUGGUGCAAGCGGCCCGAGAACCUCAACAUCUCUGCAGCCGAUUGGAAGAAUAAUGCCAUACCACUCGAAGCCGACGGAAAGCCCAGCCACUGCCACGUCUACGAACGAUGCAUGCCGCCAGCUGACCACGACGUUUCCACGCGGCAGUGGAUCGACAGCGCCGUGCAAGCGCCGAUGAACUGGUGGUACAACGAAUGCGUGAUCAACGACCGCGCCCCAGAAACCUCCAACGACACAAUGGCCUGCGAGGAAUGGGACUACGACAACCGGACGGCCAAGACCACGGCGGUGAGCACUUGGAACUUGGUGUGUCAUCGACGCCUGCGGCUGGCUGCCAUCAGCGCACUGCAGAACGCAGGCAGCGUUCUUUUCCUCGGCCCAUUCGGAGCGUUCGCAGACUCGCUGAGUCGAAAGACCACACUCCUGGCAUCCGCUGCAGCGUUGGUGACUACCACGUUAUGCACAUUUCUGGCAACCAAUUACCACCUUUACACCCUGGCACGCUUCCUUGUCGGAGGCAGUGUCGGCUUGAAUGAAGUCUUUAGCGUAGUCGUUCCAUUCGAGGUGACGACGCACGCACACAGACCACUGCAAGUCCUCUUCUGGACGGCGCUGGGCAUUCUGCUUGGUGACGUGUGGUUUAUCGUAGUACAGCGUGUGUCCAUCGAUUGGUCACUAAAACAGAUAAUCUUCCUUGCGCCGGCUGCCCUUCUCCUCCCGGCCUCCUUCAUCGCACCAGAGUCGCCUCGUUGGCUCGUGGCGAGAGGAAGGUUGGCAGAGGCUGAGGCGGUGAUGAUGCAGGCUGCCGAGACUAACAACUUCCCUAUUACCGACACGGCCGCUCUUAUGGACAAACUAAAGGAAGAGAUCGAGACAAGAAAAGCUUCCCAGGCAGCCAACGAGGAAGAGUUACUAGACUCUUACUCUCUGCGACGGCGAGCACUCGCUAUGUUCACCGCCUACUUCACGAUGACAUUUGCAUAUUACGUCGCCAAUUUUUCAUCAGCGCCGAUGGACGACGCGUGGCUCCCAUACGUCAAGGUCACCGUCACGCUGGUGGCGUACGGGAUGAUGCACGUCCUGGUUACCGGGGUCGCUCUAGUGACAGUGCUUAGCGUGUGCUUCGUGGUGACCGGCGUCAUCUACUGCCUGCUGAGCGUCGCCGCCGGUGCUGGACUCGGCACGAUCGAAAGCUUAUUGCUCGUGCUGUGCAGAGGCGCCUCAAUAGUGGUGAUCCUUCACUGUUUCGUGUACGUCAUGGAGCUCUUUCCGUCGGCCGUGCGGUGCGGCGCGAUGUGCUGGAUGUUCGCGUGUGGACGCGUCGGUGCCACGUUCGCCUCCGUAACCUUCGUCUUGAACCUGGCGGGACACGAAGACGUGGCCUUCGGCCUUGCGGCGACCCUCCUCUUCGCCAGUCUGCUCGUGAUCCGUACCCUUCCCCGCACGACGUUGAUCGAGCAAGCUAAGGAGGAGGCUCCGCGCGAUGGGAAUAGCCACAGGAGGAGCAAUGUGGAACACAUGAUGCGAACUCUCGAGCAGCAGACGGAUCACAAGACCAGCGAGAGCUCGAGGAUUCGAAAGAGCACUGCUGGCAACGCUGAAAGAGCUGCUAAGACAGCCGGCGGGCGCCACGGCCACAGACAUGGAGUCACCCAGGCACCCUCAACCACAACCCCUCAAGAGCAACCCGUGCAAAGCAGGCACGGUCAUAAGUCGGCGCAGAAGUGACGAUGCCAUCGCAAGUUCAUCGCUCCUCGACCGCGGUGCGGUCCUUCGGAACGAACGUUACACUUCAGGCGUGUUAUCAUAAAUUCGGCGAUUGAUUCUGACACUGCUGGAGAAAUUAGCGUGGACUUAUUUUCACAGUGUAUUUCUUUCUUUAUCAUCGUUAUCUUCGCAUGCGUUUCCAACGUGUUAAGACAUGCCUUAUAUGUUUUAUAUGAGCUGCCUACUGCGUAGCCUUCUUUCCGGCAUACCUACCUAACUUGAUUUUCUUGCCGAAAAGUUACUUUCAUUGUGAGUAAAAUCUUCAUUUGCUGAUAUUGGAAUAAACUCUGGCCCG